Saccostrea echinata is the source of this 3664-nucleotide messenger RNA. Its product is annotated as neuroligin-4, X-linked-like. Lineage: Eukaryota; Metazoa; Mollusca; Bivalvia; Ostreida; Ostreidae. The transcript is spliced from 6 exons. The record is from RefSeq and is a predicted model, not a curated record. Gene Ontology annotation, cellular component: cell surface; synapse; membrane. Gene Ontology annotation, molecular function: neurexin family protein binding; signaling receptor activity. Gene Ontology annotation, biological process: presynaptic membrane assembly; synaptic vesicle endocytosis; postsynaptic membrane assembly. The coding region runs from base 809 to 3418 and encodes 869 amino acids.
GUGGCACUGGCGAAGCUUUCCCAACUUAAUGUCGGUUUUCUUUCAUCAGGCGUAUCAUUAAUCACAAGGCUUCUAAUUUAUUGAUCCAGGACAAACCAAAGACAGGGCAUUCUUCUACUUUCGUUCGAAGUGUAUCUUAAUACCAUCUACGAAAUAGGAAAAAAUCGGAGCAUGAUGUAAACUACCCCGUCACAUCUCCAGGGAAACUUGGAAGUCGUUCAGAAUAUAAUUUGGGUGUAAUUGUUUACAAUAAAACAACAUAACGGGAACUGGAGAAUUGAAUUUGGGAGGUAAUUCUAUUCCUCUAGCGCAGCGGUUGUAUUUUAUCGAAUAGUCGGACUAGUUAGAGGUCUGUUGGCAUGUGUGAAGUAGUGUACUGUUCAUUGACUCUCUUUCAGACUUAUUAGAAAAGUAUCAUAAAACAUUUUUAUGAGCUGUUAUGACAAUUACAUGGAUUUUUUAUUUUGUGUCUUUCGCCUAGAAUUGUUUUUGGUUGAGCGCAUGCGCUCUGAAUUUUUUGGCACGCGAUUGUCAGACGACAGAAUUGUGUUAUAGAUUCCAUGCACCCUUCCUCUAAUUAGAGAGGUUUGCAGAGGAAUAUUCCAAACGUGAACUUGGCUUGAUCAUGUACGUGUUCGUUAAACAUGUUGUUUUAAACAGAUGGUAAUAUUAUCUAUCUUUGAACUGAGAUGAAGCAUAGUGAUAGUCAAGAAGUAUUUCCGUUGAGCAAAAGAGUUAAAGGGAAACCUUGCAAACUCAAUCAUUCAGCAGACCUAUUAAUAGACACAAACAACGAGAUCUUACAGCUAUGAAACAGAUUGCAUAUAUUCAUUCGGGAUUAUCUGAAUGGGAGAAAAUGAUAGAGAGAUCAAUUGUUUUAUUUGUUGUCUUUCUGGGUGUAUCAUCGAUAUCUUUUGAAAUUCGUCAGCUGGGACAGUCUGUAAUUCAACUAAAUUAUGGAGAAAUAAGAGGACUUCUUGUAACUUUUAAGGGCUCACACUGGACCCCUGUGGAAGUGUAUAGAGGACUUAAAUAUGGGUAUGUAGGCAAUCAUAAAGCGUAUGAUCCGGAGUGGAAUAAAACACAUAUUGCAAAUAAAUGGCUGAGUGUUUGCCCUCAAGAAGAUAUAAGCCACGAAAAUUCUUUAAGAGAGCUUUUAAAGGUGUUGCCACGGUUUCAUGUGAUUCGCUUGUACCAUCGGUCAAAUUACACCAAAAUUCAAGCGGACGACUGUCUGGCAUUGAAUGUCUUUCUGCCAUCUCGAGAAUGGACAGAUACCACACCUUUUGCUGUAAUGGUUUUUGUCCAUGGCGAAUCCUACGAAAUAGGGACCGGAAAUGCCUAUGAUGGAAGCGUGUUGGCGAGUUACGGUGAUGUGAUAGUCAUAACCAUUAACUAUAGACUUGGCGUCCUUGGUUUCCUUAACACUGGCCACAGCUCGGCUCAGGGUAACCAGGCUCUGAUGGACAUUCUGGCCGUGUUACAGUGGGUUCAAGACAAUAUUGCUGCUUUCAACGGAGAUCCCAAAAAGGUCACGCUAUUUGGCCAUGGGCACGGAGCCGCCCUAGUCAACAUUUUAAUGCUCUCCUCAUUAACAGAAAAAGAAAAAUAUUUUCAAAGAGCUGUUAUACAGAGUGGGUCAGCAUUGAGUCCGUGGGCCGUGUCUUAUGACUCGCACUCCUGCGCUCAUUGGCUAGCCCGAAACGUCAACUGUUCCAGUUUCACCAAUGACGUCGAAGGUCUAACAAAGUGCCUCAAAAGUCGUAGUGCUCAAGACUUGGUCAACAGCUCGCCAGCAGCCCCGAAGUAUUACUCGUGUAUGGCCCCUUCACCCAAUCCUUAUCGUGAGAUUUUCAAGGAUUCAGUGGAAAACUUGAUGAAGCAAUCACAUAACACUUUUACUACAAUUCCUGUAAUUUUUGGGGUAACGAGCAGUGAGGCUUAUAUGUAUCUGAAACAAAAAGAACUCACAAAUGGAAUAAGUGAAGAAAGGAAGUCACAGAUACUUCGAACAUUUGUUCUGAAUAACUUCCGGUUUAACCGUCAAAAAAUAUACGAAGUUUUGUAUCAUCAGUAUACCUCGUGGGAUACCGUACAAGACGACUUCACGCGAAGAGAUAACGUUUUACAGCUACUGAGCGACGGUUUAUACGUUGCUCCAUUGAUUAAAAUGACGCAACAACAUUCUUUGAACACAGAUACUUACUUCUAUGCCUUUACACAUGCCACAGUGUCGGACACAGCUCAGUAUCAUAACUGGACAAGCGCGGUCCACGGAGAUGAGCUAGCCUACAUCUUCGGAGCUCCUCUCGUAGAGGGUGUGACACCGUUCUCGGACAAAUUCACCCCUAUGGAGAAGGAAAUUAGCAAGACAAUGAUGUCAUAUUGGACAAACUUUGCCAAGACAGGGGACCCAAACAAACACGAUGGCGAGUUGACGUUUGAACAGAAAAUUCGCAGUAGCCCAGGUUGGCCAAAGUAUGACAGGAAUCAGCAGAUGUUUCUUCACUUUGGUUCAAAUACCUCAGUAUCGAGUCACUACAGAGGAAAACAAUUAUCACUUUGGUUAGAUCUAAUUCCUAAACUAAACAAACCAAUGAAACCAGUGUCUGACCCGAGAGAACACGAACUGACAGACCAAAACAACAUGGCGACCUUUGAUGAACCCCACAGACUGAUUACAAAUUUCAAAAAAAUGUUCCCAUCCCACCCACCAAUUCCUCCAUCACCGCCUCCAUUUAACAGAAGCGGGGGAUAUAAUCCUCUUGGUGAUGCUGGUAGUUCCAAGGAGAAGAAGAAACGUGAAAACUCGCUGGAACAAGCGAAGCCACCCUCAGAAAGACAGGCUGGUCAGGAGUCCAAGCUUAGUAACUCUGUUCCUUUGAGUAUCACCGUAGCUAUUGGAUGUUCGCUGUUAUUUAUCAAUAUAUUACUAUUUUCUGCUGUUUAUUAUCAAAGGCGAAGGAUACAGAGAUUAAACCGAGAGGCAAUAGAGCAGGAACAUAUUGAUCCCAAUGAUUUUCCAGAUGGAGGACAUAAGUCACAGAAAGAGGAAACAGUAACGAAAGAACCGCCCGACCGUGAAGCAGAUGUUGACCUUCAUAGUAAACCUAAUAUUCAAAGUAAUCCUUUAUAUUCUGUGAUAAGUAAGACUCCCAGUGACGUUGCGCAAGAAUCAUCGCACGAAUCAUUGUCAACUCUAUCGUGCGCAUCAUCAAGUGUUAACCAAAAGAACGUUAUAAAUCAUAAAUCGAGUGUUCCGCCCACUCUACCUAAAGACGCCCCCGUGAUACAAAAAGACGCUCCUUUAGGCAAUAUAUCAAAUUCCAAAUAUGCAGCGAAUAAUACCAAAUCAAAAGAUAAAAUGAACAAUAUUCGAAAUUCAACAGCAACAAAUGAUACGAUAACGCUAGUCUGACAAUGAUUGACUGUUAUAGUCUUUUAACGUGAUUAUAAAUUGGUCGAGUGUAAUUACGUUUUCAGUAUAUCAUAUUAUCAUGAUCAUAUUUUCCAUCUUUGUUAUACGUCUGAGAGAAGUAGAAUUGAGGAAAACCAAAAUUAUGAUUGCAUUUUUAACGUGUACAUAAGUUAUAAAUCAUUGCUUCUUGUUGUUAAGUCAUCGUUAUUUUUUGUAUGCAUAUGAAAAAUAAAGGAAAAAGUACCA